AUGACCAAAAUAGCACAAAAUGACCUUUUUCUGGAGGCUCUACAAAUGCCAAAAAUGGCCUCCAGAAUAAAAACCUUCUCAAGGCUCCAGCUUUCACUGAAAUUAGUCCAUACCAAGAGAAGUGUAACACAACUACAUAAUUUAAAAGAAUAUACAAAUACAUUUGAGGUACAAUAG
Laccaria bicolor S238N-H82 is the source of this 177-nucleotide messenger RNA. RefSeq lists its product as uncharacterized. The coding region runs from base 1 to 177 and encodes 58 amino acids. The record is from RefSeq and is a predicted model, not a curated record. NCBI's taxonomy places the organism in Eukaryota, Fungi, Basidiomycota, Agaricomycetes, Agaricales, Hydnangiaceae. The transcript has 2 exons.